Messenger RNA from Triplophysa dalaica, 4366 nucleotides. Its product is annotated as calcium/calmodulin-dependent protein kinase kinase 2. The record is from RefSeq and is a predicted model, not a curated record. Lineage: Eukaryota; Metazoa; Chordata; Actinopteri; Cypriniformes; Nemacheilidae. The transcript is spliced from 17 exons. The coding region runs from base 159 to 1955 and encodes 598 amino acids. Gene Ontology annotation, biological process: protein phosphorylation; activation of protein kinase activity; CAMKK-AMPK signaling cascade. Gene Ontology annotation, molecular function: protein kinase activity; ATP binding.
UCCACCUCCGUCUCCCGCUGCAUGCACAUCAUACCAUAUCAUACAGAGGCUACCAUUACUGCCCCAGAGCUAACAACAUACCCCUCAACAACAGAAGCAGCAUUUUACGGCGCAGGCAUUGAUGGAGGGUCUACUCGGAGGUGUUUGGGAAGGACACUAUGUUUCCCUGUGUCUCCUCCUGGUCCUCUUCUGAUCCCCCCGGCGCUCUCGGCCAUGCUCCGCCCCUUCCCUCGGUACAGCCGCCCAACCAGCCACUGCCCGACCUGCUGCGGAGCUGUGCCGCGUUCCCUUCCCCAGCCGAGCAUCUGAGACCCUGCAACUUCGAGAUGGAAUCCAUGAUCGUGGUGACAGAAUACGAGCCCAGCGGUAGCUCUGGGCAUGAAGGCGGAGAGGAGGAGGAAGUAGAGGACAUGGAUAGUUCGGAAACACCUGAACCGUCAUCGUCGAUUCCAGUUCCGCCCUUCCGUGUGGUCUCCUGUGAUCUUCUAUCCCACACGGUUGGCCGUUCAGAAGCCCUUUUCCCAGAACCGCAGGAGCACAGAGGAAGACUCAGCCUUUCCGACCGGAAGCUCUCGCUGCAGGAACGCUCGCAGACGCUUUCGUCGCCCUGCGGUUCGCCUGGGCUCAACGGACGUUAUAUCUACCCGUCACUGCCCUAUUCCCCGAUCACCUCUCCGCACUCAUCUCCACGCCUCCCUCGAAGACCGACCGUGGAGUCUCAUCGUGUCUCCAUCACAGACCUGCAGGAUUGCGUGCAGCUCAACCAGUACAAGCUGAAAGAUGAGAUCGGAAAGGGCUCCUAUGGAGUUGUCAAGCUGGCGUACAAUGAGGAUGACAAUACCUACUAUGCCAUGAAAGUGCUGUCCAAGAAACGGCUGAUGAGACAGGCCGGGUUCCCGCGCAGACCACCUCCUCGCGGAGCAAAAUUGGCCCCUGAGGGUCCACCUCAGCCCAAAGGGCCUUUGGAGCGUGUUUACCAGGAGAUCGCUAUCCUCAAGAAACUCGAUCAUCCUAAUGUGGUCAAGCUUGUGGAGGUUCUGGAUGAUCCAGGCGAGGACCAUCUGUACAUGGUAUUCGAGCUUGUCAACCGAGGAGCGGUGAUGGAGGUUCCUACUGAUAAGCCCCUGGAUGAGGACCAAGCUCGCUUCUACUUCCAGGAUUUGCUGAGAGGAAUGGAAUACCUACAUUAUCAGAAAAUAAUCCAUCGGGACAUCAAGCCUUCCAACCUGCUCGUGGGUGAAGAUGGUCACAUUAAGAUAGCGGACUUUGGGGUCAGUAACCAGUUUGAAGGAGCCGAUGCCCUCUUGACCAGCACAGUUGGGACGCCGGCAUUCCUCGCCCCCGAAACACUCUCAGAGACCCGCAAGAACUUCUCUGGAAAGGCACUGGAUGUAUGGGCAAUGGGAGUCACCUUACAUUGUUUCCUCUUUGGAGUGUGCCCAUUUAUGGAUGAGCGUAUUUUAAGCCUUCAUCAGAAGAUCAAGACUCAACCUGUUGAAUUUCCAGAGAAUGCAGACAUGUCAGAUGACUUGAAGGAGCUCCUCCUCAAAAUGUUGGACAAGAACCCUGAAAGCAGAAUAACGGUGCCACAAAUCAAGGUGCACCCGUGGGUGACGCGGCACGGUGCUGAGCCACUCCCCCCGGAGGAUGACAACUGCUGCAGCAUGAUAGAAGUGACAGAGGAAGAAGUGGAGAACUCGGUGAAGCACAUCCCCAGCCUGGCCACCGUGAUCUUGGUAAGGACGAUGCUGCGCAAGCGUUCUUUUGGGAACCCGUUUGAUUGGGGCCGCAGGGAAGACAGGAGUCAUGCUGCACCAGGUCACAUGCUAUUAAAAGGGAGAGCAGGAAGUUUGAAAAACUGCCGCAAUCUCAGUACCCAAAGGAAACAAGAGAGCGAGGAAGGCAUGCGGAGCAUGGACCUGCCCUUCGUAGGCGAGGAUGAAGUUCUUUCCUGAUACUUGCGGGUGUUCCGCUCGCAACGCAGCGAGGGGCCAGUUAUGGCAUCCGGAAGGAUGGGAACUCUGUGCAUGGACGGAAAUCAAAGGGGCCCUGGGUUGUCGAUGUGGAGGGUGCCCAUCCACCCACUCCAUGCAUGCAUUUGUACGGUCCUCUGCAGCAUGCAUUGUAUCUGUCCGCCCAGGUCUCUGCUCUGUCUCUCAGGACCUGUUUUUCCUUGUGUGUGAGCGUUUGCGUGUUUUAACACUCCUCUCUGGUAUGGAGACUCUGCUUUACUCCUCUACUUCAGCUAGGGGGCGCCACUGCAACGGGCAGAAGGUGAAACGGACUGUAAUGUCUAUUUUAUAAAUUCUAAGAAUUUCUUAGAAUUUAGGAACUUGUACAGUUUCUUAGGUUUGUCCACAGUGUUUACAAUUUCAGGUUAACGUAAUAAAUUGGAAAAAGAUGAAAUAGCUGACAACCUGCAAUGAUUUUGGGUUUCACAAGCCUACAAAAGCUUCCCAAACUUUGUAUGAAAUAUUACAUUUAUUAAAUAAGUGUGUAUUUUUCCUUUAAAUUCUUUAAAAUUGAUAAGGAGAUAAAUCAGGGUGAAAACUGAAAAUACAGAUAGGUUUGUAUGUGUGUGUUUGUAUCUAACAUCGCAGAGCUUUUCGUUUGUAUUGCAAUGUCUGCGUUGUAGAUGGUGGAUGGGACCAAACCUUGAAACUAUCUAUUUCUUUUUUUUUAAUACAGCAAAGCCCAAAUCUUAGAGAUGAGGGAAUUAUGGUCAAAGCAUGGAUUUCAUAUUUUUAACUGGUAGGUUAAUUGCUUAGGGCACAAGUAACCUUUAAAAAAUGCCAAAAAUGGGCAUGGCGUCGAUUUUUCUCCUUGUUUGUUACAUGACCCUUUUAAUCAUGAAGGCAGCAGUCACUGUAUUUUCACUUCAUAUGUAGAUUUACUGAAACGUAGUUGUGCAUUUCAAACGUUGUCAAUAACAGAGUGGAUUGUCAACAUUUCUUAUAUCAGACACAUACGCUAAGGUUCUUGAAGAAUUUCAAUAAUUUUGUGCAAUCUAUGCAUGACUUUUUCACUUAAGGAAUCAAUGUUCGUCAGUCGGUCUGUUUGGACACAAAUGUAUGCCUUACAUUUUCAUACUCCAACAUAAUAUAAGUGUAGCAUAAGUCAUGUGUAGAGUUUUUUGGUACGAUAGAUUUGUAGAUAAAAUAGAAUCGGAGAUUAAAUGUUGUAAACAGCGUAGGAAAUAUUGUAACUUGCUCAAUUCUCAGUUCUAGUCCAAAGCCCUGUUGAGAUUUUCUCAAUGUGCACUAUGUUCAUGUAUCUGUUGUGUUUUUUAAUCUACGAUUGUUGGUUUGCUCUAAUUAGCCAUUGUUGUCUGAGUGAUGGUGCUUUUCCACCGCUGGACACUUAUGAAAUUGAAAACAUGAUUCAUGCUUCCAUGUAUCAAGCGAGUUUCUGCACAAAUAGAUUGAAUGUAUGUUGUUGUUUCACCGUGUAGCUAGUCAACUCUAUACGUUUUAUCACUUUUUUGCUUUACUGCAUGUAAAACUGCUGUAUUUGAUAGUGGUUAGUUGGUUUGUAAGCUUUUAUUUACUUUGAAAAUUAAAUUUUUGUGUUGAUACUAUUACUAUGCAUAACAAAGCUAAGUAUAUGGUGCGGUUUUGGAUCAGUCAGUUGGUCUUGUGUUUGUUAUACUGGAUGUCUAAUAUUUAAAAUUGAAGGAAACCUGUAUUGUUGACAUAACGCAUGUGCACUGAUGACAGAAGAUGGUUAUCCAAGACCAGUGUAUUGGACAUUUUUACUAAUUUUGAAGACCUUAAAUAAUAUAUUCAGGACCUGACCACCGUUUCCCCCUUUUUAAAUAAAUAUGUACUAAGAUUAUAUAAAAAUAUAUAUUGGAGCGGAAUAUAGAUAUGGGGAAGUAACUUUGCAUAUUAGAUUAUUUAGUACAAGUCUAAUUGAUGGAUUCCAUGUGACGCAUGCUUAUUGAAAACCUAAAAUGAAGGAUGAGGCCUUCAUAACAUUUUCUUUUGUUGCAAAUGAUGAGUUUUUUCCCGUCUACACCAUUUUCACAGACUGACCUUGCAUAUAUUGCGUUGAAUAGAUAGACUGUAAAGGUUUAUAUUGAAUGCUGUACUGUAUAUUUAUAAUCUCUAAAUAUCUUCACAGUUUCUGCCCAGUUUUUCUUAAAGGGCUCGAUAAAUGUUUGCACCCAUAUCACACAUAAGGUGGCAUUUUAAGAGGGCUGUUUACACGGAUGUUACAUAGCUGCAUGCCAUCACUAUCACCUGGUUCAUACAGCAUGUUUGUUUUUAAGCAUGUUUGAACUCUUUCCAACAUCUGCUGAUCUCACUGCUGAACAUUCUAUAUAUUGUAUCCAGUUAAUUAUUUGAAUAAAUUAAAGUUGCCUAUA